UACAUUAGGAGCCGAUUGGGAGCCUCAGGAGCCGAGACAAAAAAAAAAGACAAACCAUUGCUAUACUGCAGCAACAUCAGCGUGUGACCAGCUGAUGUUUCCACAGGAAACAGUGACAGAGACGCGAUGGCCCUGAAGACGCUGCUGCUGCUGCUGCUGCUGGCUGCUCUGGAGGCCAGGCUGGCCACGCGCAGCCCUCCUGGACGGUCCAUGCCCGGGUCUCCACACAACAUCAGCCGGGACGACCGCGGCCUCCGGCAGGUGGUUCUGGACGCAGCCUGCGCCUACAACAACCGCUCCAACGACGCCUUCCUCUUCAGACCGUCGUGCGUCCGCAGGGCGCAGCGGCAGGUGGUGAAGGGGAUUCGUUACAUCGUGGACUUUGACAUUUCCAGAACCGUCUGUCGCAAACGGGAGAACAGAAGCUUGUCCGACUGUGACUUCCAGCCCGUCGGACGCCUGCAGCAGACGUUUCGGUGUCACACGGAGAUUUGGAAGGUUGCCUGGAGGAACAAGACUGUGACUCAGGUUUUCUCCUGCAAACCAUGAGAGCAGAUCCAUUCACCUGAAGACCAGAACUGCCCACGCAACGGAACAUCUAGUUCUGAGGUUUACGCCUCGCUUGAAUUCCAUUUAUUUUCUGCUUAUUUACACUUGAAAUAAAUGUGUCCCUGCUUUCCUGAAAUCCCAUGUAGUGAGAUAAAUAAAGUACAGACAAGCCCGAGGCCACUGCAUGACAGAACCUCUCAGUCCGUGUGAUGAACGGGCCAAAAUAAACCAGAACAAAGAGA
Betta splendens (Siamese fighting fish) is the source of this 791-nucleotide messenger RNA. Its product is annotated as cystatin-F. NCBI's taxonomy places the organism in Eukaryota, Metazoa, Chordata, Actinopteri, Anabantiformes, Osphronemidae. The transcript has 4 exons. The record is from RefSeq and is a predicted model, not a curated record. Gene Ontology annotation, cellular component: late endosome; endoplasmic reticulum; Golgi apparatus. Gene Ontology annotation, biological process: immune response; negative regulation of microglial cell activation; positive regulation of myelination. Gene Ontology annotation, molecular function: cysteine-type endopeptidase inhibitor activity. The coding region runs from base 127 to 549 and encodes 140 amino acids.